Messenger RNA from Phaeoacremonium minimum UCRPA7, 1344 nucleotides. RefSeq names its product putative nitrilotriacetate monooxygenase component a protein. The record is from RefSeq and is a predicted model, not a curated record. The transcript has a single exon. Lineage: Eukaryota; Fungi; Ascomycota; Sordariomycetes; Togniniales; Togniniaceae. Gene Ontology annotation, molecular function: monooxygenase activity; oxidoreductase activity, acting on paired donors, with incorporation or reduction of molecular oxygen. Bases 1 to 1344 code for a protein of 447 amino acids.
AUGGCAAACACCAAGUCCAAACAACUUCAUCUGGCUGCCUUCAUUUACUCUGGCCAGGUCUCGCAGAUAUGGAGGCAUCCAGUCAUAGGACGUGCGCAUGAGAGUCUUGACGUUGACUACUAUAUUGAGUAUGCACAACUAGCCGAAAAAGCCAAGUUCGACACAUUAUUUCUAGCCGAUGGAGCCUCGUUUCCUGGCGGCCCACUUGCAAAGCACUACUGGAGCGUGAGUGCCUUUGAACCCGCGACACUGUUCUCUGCCAUUGCGGCGCGAACAAAUCACAUUGGUCUGGUGUACACAGCGAGCGUCAGUGAUAACGAGCCGACUCACGUCGCGCGCCAGCUUGCCAGUCUCGACCACAUUAGUCAUGGCAGAGCGGGAUGGAACGUUGUCACCACCCUAGGACCAGGCUCACGUAACCUUGGUGUACCACUUGAGGAGACCAAGAAUAGUGCGGCUAAGUACGGAAGAGCAAGAGCAUUCUUGAGCGCAGUAGAAACGCUUUGGGAUAGUUUCGAAGACGAUGCAUUGUUGAGAGACAAGCAGAGCGGCAUAUUUGUGGAUUUGGACAAGGUUCACUCGCCGGAGAUUGAUGGUGGACUCUAUCAUGUGGAUCAGCCACUCCGGGUUGAGCGUCCUAUACAGGGUUAUCCGGUAAUUGCACAAGCUGGAACUUCGCCCGAGGGUAUUGCGUUCGGCGGCUCGACUGCCGACUUGAUCUAUUGUGCGAACUACUCCAUUGCAGAUGGACAAAAGACCUUUCGCGCUCUUAAGGCUGCUGCCGCCGAAGCAGGGAGGAAUCCAGAUCAUCUGGUGAUUCUUACUGGCGUAGCUGUUGUCUGGGGAGAGACACACGAAGAAGCUGAACGGAAAUUAAGGGAGGUCUCGUCGCUUUGGCCUAUUGAUGUUGCUGUCCAAAACCUUGGUAUUGACUUUGGUGGAGCCGAUCUAGAUUCGCCAUUCCCUGAUGAAUACGAAGUUGGCUUCAAGUCUAAGACCGGAAUGUCAUCGAAAGGACGUGCGGCUGCUAUAGCCUCGUUUGCUCAUGCAAAUAACUUGACUAUUCGACAAACCGCGGAACGCUGUUCGAUAGGACUGGGCCACCGUCCUCUUGUUGGCACAACACAGUCCAUCACGGACGACCUGCAGGCCUGGCUGGAGGCAGAAGCUACAGACGGGUUCGCAGUGAUUCAGCCACUGUUGAUAGAUGGCUUGCGUGACUUUAGUACACAUAUCGUUCCGGAACUUGUACGCCGUGGCUUGUUUCGAUCGGAGUACGAGGGGACAACUCUCCGGGAGAACUUAGGUAUUCCUCGACCCACAAAUCGUUAUGUCAAGCAGUAA